UGCCACCUACCAAUGCCAAUCAGUGCCUCCUAUCAGUGCCAUGCCAGUCAGUGCCGCCUAUCAGUGCCAGUUAGUGCUGCAUAUCAGUGCCCGUCAGUGCCGCCUAUCAGUGCCAGUCAGUGCCGCCUAUCAGUGCCAGUCAGUGCCGCCUAUCAGUGCCAGUCAGCGACGCUUAUCAGUGCCAUAUAUCAGUGCUGCCUUUCAGUGCCCAUCAGUGAUGCCUGUCAAUGCCCAUCAGUGGCACCUACGAGUGCCUCCUCAUCAGUGCCCAUCAGUGCCACCUAACAGUGUCCAUCAGUGCAGCCUAUCAUU
Staurois parvus is the source of this 312-nucleotide messenger RNA. NCBI's taxonomy places the organism in Eukaryota, Metazoa, Chordata, Amphibia, Anura, Ranidae. The record is from the annotation of a GenBank genome assembly.